AGUCGGGCACUGUCACACAGUGUGCUCGAGUGGACGUAGUCACGCAAAGGUGUCGUAACCAGCAGGCCGGCUUUCCUCCCCCAGAUCUCCCAUAUAUGGCUCCUGGUAGAAACCUCAGCCAUGGUCUACAGGAAGUUAAGGAUGUUUGCACGUGUGAUGGUGCGGGCAGUGAACCUGCGGGUGGUGGUCACGUGGUCGGUGGCGGCGACGCUGCUGGUGCUGGUGGGACUAGCCAUGAGACACAACAACAACCAGGUGGAAGGUAACUUUUUGAGGACCGCCGCCAGACCCCUUGACGCCCUUCAGCGUGUACCACCAGAGCCUCUGGCCGAGCCUCGCCAACAAGAUGUUGUGGAAGGUAAUAAUAACAGAGUUGGUAGUGGGAAGCGGUGUGAUAGUGAGAAGUGGGUGGAAGGUUUACCGCCACUCUAUAUUAUCACCCCUACCUACCCCAGGGCAGAGCAGGUGCCAGAGCUCACACGCACUGGCCAGACGCUCAUGCAUGUUAACAAUGUGGUAUGGAUUGUUUCCGAGGAUGCUGCCGUGGCUACUAAGGCUGUGGUCCAAUACCUUAACGAGUCAAUUCUCAACACUAUUUACCUCCGUGUUCAGAUGCCAGUAAAAUACAAAAAAGUAAAAAAUAAGCCACGAGGAGUAGCCAACCGUAUGGCAGGACUAAACUGGAUUCGUGAACACGCCAAGGAUGGAGUCUUGUAUUUUGCAGAUGAUGACAACACGUACGACAUUCGCAUCUUUCAGCAGAUGAGAUGGACUCGUAAAGUAUCAAUGUUUCCAGUCGGAUUGGUAACAAAACUUGGAGUUUCCACACCUAUUGUCAAAGAAGGAAAAGUGGUUGGUUUCUAUGAUGGCUGGAUAGCCAAGCGAAAGUUCCCUGUGGACAUGGCUGGGUUUGCUGUUAAUGUGCAAUACCUUUUGGAGAGACCCUUAGCUUCUAUGCCCUAUAAAGUUGGCUAUGAAGAAGAUGGCUUUAUGAAGAGUCUGGGUAUUAAAGCAUCAGAAAUAGAGCCACUUGCAUUUAACUGCACAAAGAUAUGGGUGUGGCAUACACAGACAAAGAAGAAUGAACCUGCUAUACCAGUUAAUCGAACGAGAGCUACUUUUGGUUCUAACCUUGACAUCAUUAGUGAACAAUUGUGGAGGGGCACUGGAACUAAUUCAUAGAAAAGACAAGAAAUGAUAUACUGUACAGUACUGUACUGUACUGUACAGUACAGUACAGGGUAAUUGAAAAAAAUUAAGAAGGGAAUAAAAACAAUAAGGAGGAGUAUUUGCUAAAAUGCCAAAAAUUUAUGCAAGACUUCACAUAAUCCUUGCUAAACCAUGGUUAUUUAAGCAUCACCCAUAUUUUUGCUUUCUUGUAUUGUUUUAGUUAGGAAUCCAUGACCUUACCAUAUAGCCAAAAGAUUCCAGGAAUACCCCAGUUAUCGCAAAGGAUGCAUUCCUAAAAGUCAUUGUAAAUAACGAAUUUGCAACUUUCACCACAUAUUUAUUUUUAUAUACAGUACACUCAUUAUCCAAGGCUAUUGGAGACCAGGGUCACAUGUAUACAUGUGGUGUCUGAGGUCUCCAACCCUAUUCUCUCCUCCCACAAUCUGUGGGCUAACUACUGCACAUGUAAGAAAUGUUUAUUCUUUUUUAUGUUUUUUACCUUAUGAUUAUCUUUUUUUUUUUUUUUUUUUUCCCACCUUCUGUAUGUGCCCACCCGGGCACAGAUCACUGACCCACAUCGGGGCCUGGGGGGCGAAAAUGUAAUAAUAAUAAUAAUACGUAAUACAAAAAGCAGGUUAUGCUUUGCAAACAUUGAAUAUGGGUGUUAAAAUAUCAAUUGCAGGCGAGAUGGAUUGCAAAUAGCGAGGUAUUCCUGUAUUGUAGAAGUACAGCAUAUACUCUAUCCUUUCUAUUUGACAUCCCUUUCACAACCUUCUGACAGUUCAGCUCAUCUUUUCCCCAGAAGGGAAGUCUUCCUCCAGAUCAUAUAAAUUGCAUUUUUCAUAUUAUUUAUUAUAAAUAAAGAAAAUAUUGUAUUGAUAUUUAUUGAUAUAGGAAGGUAAAAAUUAAACCCAUUUAUCACUGGGAAAUAUUUGUUAUUAAAAGCUCUUGCUAAACAAUCUGCUUUAUCACUAUCUUCCUCCCCACUGUUGUACAGUAAAUAUUUGCGUAGUUCAUGUUGACACAUUCAUCACUUCGGAAAAUAGCUUUACUAAAUCCCUUGCAUUUAAUAUGACCUAUUUGUUUGACUUUAUAACCUUAUAUGAAAUAUUUUUGAAAGCUGCAUCAUUGGAACUGAAGAGAGUUUUGGAAUAGGGCUCAUUAACCUGCCUUAGUAAUGAAGAUUUAUAUAUAAGAAAUUUCCAAUAGAAACCAUGUAGUACACAUAGUCCCUGACCUGCAAAGGUUUAGUUUAUGAAAAUCUGAUGAGUGUUCACACCAUGUAAACAAAGCGGCAGGAAUUUAGGAUAACUCGGUAACUCAUAAGGGGUUGACCGUGGGAUUUUUAUUUUUUUGGAGAUUGGAAAUCAUUAUAUAUUACCGCAUUAAUAUAUUUAUUAUAGAUGUUGACUUAGCGUUUCAUACCUCACACUUGUUUCAAAUUAUUAAUGGACAGUACUGUACUGUAUUGCAUGUACAGUAGUACUACACUGGUAUUUCACUUAACUGGUAUUAUAUUUAUUAUUGGUUUAUAAUCAUUGUGUACACCAAAAAAUACUAAUUUAAAAUUUAUUUGUCAUAUAAUUAGAUAUAUGUUUUGUGGAAGUAUAUUUUUCUGUAGGAAUGUACUACUAUCGCAAAUUUUAUAAUGGGAGUCUAUGGGGAAUUGUCAUUCAAUUUACAAAACUAAUUAAAUAUUAAAGGGUUCUGUUCCCGAAUGUCUGUAAAUAUAUGAGGUGCUCCAAACCACAAUCUGUAGAGCACCAAAAAUAAGAAACAGAAAAAAAUGCAUAACUUUUGAACCAAUAUUUUAUAUAUAUAUAUAUAUAUUUUUUUUUGCUAUUACAGAUUAUCAUUCCUUUAAAAAAAAUAUGUAAAACUCCUGUUAACCAUUAGCUUCAAUAAAUCCCCACAACAUUAUUAAAAAAAAUGCAUUAUCAAAGACAGGAAUAAGAAUAAAGAGGAAGGCAAAAACAAUAGUCAACACUCACAAUCUGCUCCCUGACUCACCCAUGGGAUAGAGAAAGGCUGAGGGAAUGUAGUGGUGUAAAUAAAUAGCUUUUGGGCAGACUGGUGCUUGGGAAGUCGUAGUCUGGAGUGUCUUGUAUAAACUUCAUUUUAGGUAAUACUAAAACAUGAAAUAGCUACUGCUUUAAGGACUUCAUUAUGAAAAAAUUAGCCAUAAACACACUGAGAAAACUGCCUCGAGUCCAAAGUGUUACUAGCCUCAGGCCCUACGGGUUGAGUGUGUUGUUGACUGUGAUAUGGUUUUCUCUUAUGAUUUUAAAAUUACUUUUUAAGAAUAUUUUUGUGUUUGAAAGAAAACAGAAAUUAAAUAGUAUACAAAUGUGAAUUUUUCUAUAUGGGAAAAAUUCAGUACAUUUAAUGAGUUAUCAAUUAAAAUGUUCAAGUGCCACAGUGUGACAUAAUAAUAGUGGACAGUAUUUCAUGUUGUUAUACAAGUACUGUACAGGAUAUAGUGCUUCAGCAAAUUACUUGUAUUAGCCACCUAGGGGCAUGGUAGAUACAGUAGUAUUAAAAUGCCCCUGGCAAGGACUGCACAACAGUAGGGAUGAAAUGGUUUUGAAAAUUUGUUUUAUGUAGGUAAAAUACCUUAAGUUAUUGUAUACAUUGCAGUAAUAUGUGUACCAUAGUUUUGUUUUUGUUUUUUAUAAAUUGAACCACCAUGUUCAUUUGACUGGCAGAAAACAGUGUUACUGCUUGUGCUGGUAGUUGUCUAUGUUCCACUUGUCAUACUGUGGUGCAAGUUGAUUACUCCCAAUCUGGGUUUUGAAAUUGCUAAAUCUCGUUCACAAGUUGCUUUUAUAUUAAUGUAUAAUAAAGAUUAUUUGACUAAGA
Molecule: messenger RNA, 4029 nt
Organism: Homarus americanus (American lobster)
Lineage: Eukaryota; Metazoa; Arthropoda; Malacostraca; Decapoda; Nephropidae
Product: galactosylgalactosylxylosylprotein 3-beta-glucuronosyltransferase P-like
Exons: 6
Coding region: 121-1182 (353 amino acids)
Biological process (GO): chondroitin sulfate proteoglycan biosynthetic process; carbohydrate metabolic process
Cellular component (GO): Golgi membrane
Molecular function (GO): galactosylgalactosylxylosylprotein 3-beta-glucuronosyltransferase activity
Source: RefSeq, a predicted model, not a curated record